CUGCUUCUCUUUGCGUGGUCGAGCACGCCGUGUUUCCUGGAAUGGGAUGCCCAAGAGGGUGACAGCCCCGUCGAGCCGUUGCGAGCAUGAAGCCCAAGUUUGGCGCAGUGGUCGUUUUAGUAGUCAUACUGAACAAGGAGUCAAAAGAUAGAUAAGCUUAGUCACAGUAUAAUGACCGCUGAGCGAAUUCGAUUUCGAUUACUAUUGGAAACAAUAUGUUUAAAGCACUACCAGUAGAACUCGAAUCCACAAUCCCCUGAUUAGAAGUCAAAUGCCAUAUCCAUUAGGCCACGGGAGCUACUGUUGUUAUUUGCGACUUUACUGAUCCGGAGGAUUUACGAACUGAGUGGCGACUCUGAAAGUGCGGUGUCGAGAAGAGGAGGUCUGUUGGGAGGCUAAGAUGGCAGAAGAGACAAUCCUCACAGGGGACGAUCUGAUGAUGGGUCCUCCUUCGCCGAUGAUACCACCCGAGCUUGCAUCGCAUGUUCUGGACGGCAUUGAAACCUGCUCUUCCUCCCUUCGUCGUCUUUUCCACUGCCUUCAUGUGAAUGAUAUCGAACCUUUCUGUCAGGACCACAUCAUUCUGUAUCGCCGCUGUUCUGAACAAAGGGAUGCCGAGGUAAGAAAAAGAAUACAAGAUGCGGAGAAGACACUAGCACUUACCAUGCCGGAGACUGAUGCUCGAGAGCGGUUAGCGCAGUUGAAAACCGAGGCCGAGGUUCUAGAAAGACGGAUGAUUCUAGCCUCCGGGAUAGAGGGUGUUGAUGGGUUUCGGCAGCGCUGGAGUAUGCAUGGUCGCCUGUAUGACACCAACAAGAGAAUAGAGUGCAUCGCUUCGGGAUUGGAAAGCAGGGUAAAGCACGAACCACCUCAGGAGCAGCAUUCAAGAUCAUGGUGGAACUGGAGAUCAGGUUCAGGUUCUGCCCCUAAGGGAGAUGUUGUGAGCAAUUGAUCAUGGAUGCGGGAUUUAUACUCCGUGGAGGAAUUUGGGAUAGAUUCCUCCCUAAAGUUCCUGGAUUAGGUCGUAAUGAACGGAAAGCCAGAAUCGAUUUGGUCACCUGCAUGCAGAACUGGGGCAACUAUGACAAGUGUUCAAAUGACAACUAUAGUUUAGGGAUCAUAUAUAAUUGAUGAAGAUCUUCAGAAACUACAGCGGCAGAUGAUAUGUUCACCUGAAGCUUGCAUGUGCUUGCUAGAAUGAAUCAACAAUUUCCUCUCUAUUGUAUUGGACUAGGUUCUAUAGAUCCGGCUAUGGCUCUGAAAUCUAGAGAAUGGUGAAGAUUCCCAAGGUGAUGUAAGGAUCGAUACAGCAAAGCAGCAUGGUGGUGUUGGCAUAUUUCUGUAAAUGGAAUUGUAGGAAACCCUUGUGCCAAGAUGGCGUCUCUGGAUUAUCGUGACGCUAGCAGCUUCAUCCAGUUGAUGAGAUUUUUUUUAGUUCUCUGUAUUCGCACGUCACAUAAACUCUAAUGAGAGACCUUCCCGACAGACGUUAAUCGAGUAA
Molecule: messenger RNA, 1501 nt
Organism: Physcomitrium patens
Lineage: Eukaryota; Viridiplantae; Streptophyta; Bryopsida; Funariales; Funariaceae
Source: RefSeq, a predicted model, not a curated record